CCGUUACAUAUCGCAGUAGUACAUGAAAACCUGGUGAUGAUUAAAAAAUUUAUACAAUUAAUGAAGCUCGCUAGAAAAAGUGUGGAUAAAUUUAACAAACAAAAACAAACUCCCCUACAUCUAGCAGUCAAAUUAAAUCUACAAGAUGCUAUUAAGAUGUUAUUAGAAGCUGAGGGAGAUGUUAAUUAUGUAGAUCAGAAUGGAUGUACGUCAUUACAUCUGGCCGUUCAACACAGACUGCCACAUCUUAUAGAUCUAUUCUACAAACACUCUCAUGUCUCUUUAGAUAUCAACACCAGAAACUUUGAAGGGUUCACUCCCCUCCAUACGGCUGUUAGUUUAAACGAUGAUGAAAUGAUCAAUAUAUUGUUAGAUAGAGGCAUAGAUAUUGAUAUUGUGGAUGGUAAAAGUGGAAGAACAGCUUUGUUUCAUGCUGUAGAAGGAGAGAAGAAAGCAAUAGUAUGUUUAUUACUGAAGAAAGGCGCAAAUGCAGAAAUCCUCAACUAUGCAGGCAACACAGCAAUAAUGGCCGCCCAUGCCAGAAAUCUG
Messenger RNA from Lottia gigantea (owl limpet), 549 nucleotides. RefSeq lists its product as hypothetical. The transcript is spliced from 4 exons. Lineage: Eukaryota; Metazoa; Mollusca; Gastropoda; Lottiidae. The record is from RefSeq and is a predicted model, not a curated record. The annotation marks the transcript as partial. Gene Ontology annotation, molecular function: protein binding.